CGCUUCCUGUGAGGUCAGGUGGGAGGAAGCGGCCGCCCGUGGACGCCGAGGCCCGCGAACCGUGCGCGCAGGUCCAGCCCCGCAGGAAGUCCCAGCUCCCAAGAGGAUGGUGAGGAUCUUGGCCAAUGGGGAGAUUGUCCAAGAUGACGACCCCCGAGUGAGGACCACCACCCAACAGAGGAGUAGCAGUCCUCGGCAGGGCUUUCUCAACAGAGGUCAUGGUGGACCUCCAGGAGGCCCUGGACCCCGCCAGCAGCAGGCAGGUGCCAGGCUGGGUGCCACCCAGUCUCCCUUCAAUGACCUGAACCGGCAGCUGGUGAACAUGGGCUUCCCCCAGUGGCAUCUCGGGAACCACGUGGUGGAGCCUGUGACCUCCAUUCUCUUGCUUUUCCUGCUCAUGAUGCUUGGGGUUCGUGGCCUCCUGCUGGUGGGCCUGGUCUACCUGGUGUCCCACCUGAGCCAGCGGUGACCUCUGAGGGUCUCAGGAGGGCGGGAGUGCUCAUUAGGAGAGGCUGGGCUUUGGUGUGAGACGGGGGACAGGAGGAGGGAGCGUGGGAGUGCUCGGAAGGUGUGAUCAGAGAUAGGAACACGGGUGUGGAUUUCCCCAUUGUGUGAAAUAGGAGACAGAGGGACUCCGGACCAGCAUCGCCAAAAAUACAGAGUCCUCUGGUUUUCCUGGAAGGCUUUUACGGGCAUAGGGCCUCCACUAAGAAGCACAAGCCCAGGGUAAGACAGGCUUAGUAUGUUGUAGUCUCCCCCCACCAGGAGCAGAACUGGAGCUCAGAGCAGCUAGGAAUUGUCCAGAUUUUUAUAGCAUUCCUUUGUUCUAAUGGUGUCUUUAUUAGCAACUCUUAUUUAUGAGGAAGAGUAUUGGCGUUCUGUUCAUUGUGGCAUUUUUCUUCCUUUUGGGGGGUGGUGGUUUUGAGACAAGGUCUUAACUAUGUAGCCCUUGCUGGCCUGGAAUCCUCUGUAGACCAGGCUGGCCUUGAACUCAAAGAGCUCCUCUUGAGCGUCUGUCUUCCAAGUUCUGGGACGAAAGGCAUGCGAUACCCUGCCCAGUUAUUGUGAUAUUUUCAAUAAACAAGUUUGAGUCUAU
This is a messenger RNA of Chionomys nivalis (European snow vole), 1096 nucleotides long. RefSeq names its product family with sequence similarity 241 member B (gene Fam241b). The transcript is spliced from 3 exons. The record is from RefSeq and is a predicted model, not a curated record. Gene Ontology annotation, cellular component: intracellular membrane-bounded organelle. NCBI's taxonomy places the organism in Eukaryota, Metazoa, Chordata, Mammalia, Rodentia, Cricetidae. The coding region runs from base 107 to 469 and encodes 120 amino acids.